AUGAAAUAAUAUAAUAUUAGAUCUAUGACAAUUUUGUUACAUUAACAUAAUAUUGAAAAAGUGGUUUAGAAAAUUUAGCAAGAUUGUUAAGAAAGAUAAUCAAUUAGAUAUAAAUCAGAAUAAGAGGACUCAGAUUUUUUUGUUUCAAAACCGAUUAAAAAAACAAAUGGUAAUCAGACUUAUAGAUAACCUAUGAGUGCUCGUAGUUUAUACUUUACUCCAAUGAAAUCAGCAAAAUCACAUAGAUAGAUACAAUAAUAAAAAGAAAUUAACCAUUUUGAAGAUGGAAUUGAAUCAAUAGAUGGAGAUUAAUCAAGUCUUUUAACAGUCAUCUUAUAGUUAUAGGAACAGAUAAAAUAAUAAAAAGAAUAAAUAGAAAAAUUGAACUAAAAAUGUGCAAUACUUGAAGCAGAGAAGGAUGAUGCAUAAAAACCAAAUAUUGAAUAAAUUAAUAAAACUGCACACUUGCUUUAACAAAAUGAACAACUAAUGUAAUAAUUAGUGAGAUUAAAAAAAUAAUGA
Molecule: messenger RNA, 522 nt
Organism: Paramecium sonneborni
Lineage: Eukaryota; Ciliophora; Oligohymenophorea; Peniculida; Parameciidae
Source: the annotation of a GenBank genome assembly